Molecule: messenger RNA, 1434 nt
Organism: Manis javanica (Malayan pangolin)
Lineage: Eukaryota; Metazoa; Chordata; Mammalia; Pholidota; Manidae
Source: RefSeq, a predicted model, not a curated record
CGGAGGCAGCUCGCGGCGAGGGCGGGGGAGGCGGCGCCGCGGGGAGGCCGGGCUGAGGGCCGGGGCGCCCGGCUUCCGUGCGCACCCCAGCCGGCGGCGGCCCCGGGGCACCUGCGCGCUCCCCCCGGGCUCCGGGCUCUGCGGAGCCGCCGAGCGGCCUGCGGGAUGGGGACCGCACAGCCAGGCCCGAGCCGUCGGGGACAGCCAGCCGCGGCCCGCCCCGCGCCCUGGGGGCCGGCCUCCGCCCCCCGCACACCCCCGCCGCCCCCCGUCAAUCAGCGGAGGACGCGCGGCCCGCGGAGCGCUCGCAGGGCUGGGACGCGGGAGGCGUGCGCUCCCGGUCCCGGCCCGGACCCCGUCGGCCGCCCGAGGGCUGGGGUGCGGGGACCCGAAGACGAGCGCCAGCUUUCUGUGCGCGGUGGCGAGGUGACAUCAGCGCACGGGCCAGGCGGAAGCAAGAUUGAACUGUCGGUUAUUACUGUUGGUUAACGUCCUAAAACCACAGACAUUCCAACUAUGCUGCCCAGAAUUUGGGGGAAGAGACCUCUGUGUAUUUUUUAAACUAACCAGUAAAAAAGUCUACCGAAGAAACGAAAGUUGAGAACUUUAGGAAAGUAUUCAGCCCACAGGACUUUUACUUAAUUACUUCCACUUCAUUGUGUUAUAACUGUCUUGUAUAAACUGUACAUAUUUAAAACAUACCAUUGCUAAAUCGUAAGGCAUAUAUGCUCCUGGGAAGAUGGUACCAGCUGAGAACGCUCUUUUUCCCAGGAUCGUGCCCCAGAGACAAGAAGACUGUAGCCAGCAGACAUGAGUACUGAGCAAUCAACAAAGCUCUUUUAAUCAGUGAGAAGAGAAAACGGCUGCUGCUCAGGAGGGGCUCCAAAGGAGGGCUGUGGGAUCUGGGGUUUAUACUGCCUCCCGGGAGGAGGAAGUCCCACCCUCCCCCAGACUUCUCCAACUUCGAUCUUUUAAAAAUUUUUGUCAUUUUUCAAUUAUUUUCAUUUGCAUGUUUAUUUAGAAUCAGCUUGACAAAUCUGCAUUAAAAAAUCUCACUGAAAUUUUGAUUGGGAUUGAAUUGAUUCUAUGGACUAGUUAGAUAAGAGUUGCCAUAUUAUCAAAAUUAAUCCUCUGAUCCAUGAACAUUAUGUAUCUUUCCAUUUAUUCGGGUCUUCUCUAAUUUAUAUCAGCAAUGAUUCACCAGCUCUAGCCUUACAAAAUGUGUUUCUUAAAUAUUAAAACUUAAAAGUGAAAAUGCCUCCUUGAUCUAUGGGCUGUAGAUGUACGUUGAGUGGCAGGCAUGAAAACAACAUUCAUGCUCCAUCUCCAUCAGAACUCUUGGGUGGCCAGGUGCUUUGCCAAUGAACAGUAUUAUUUGGAGAAGAAUCUUAUUUUCUGAGCAGCAGGUCUCAACAGUGGGCUCAAAAUACUCAA